Aspergillus niger is the source of this 483-nucleotide messenger RNA. RefSeq lists its product as hypothetical. The record is from RefSeq and is a predicted model, not a curated record. NCBI's taxonomy places the organism in Eukaryota, Fungi, Ascomycota, Eurotiomycetes, Eurotiales, Aspergillaceae. The transcript is spliced from 5 exons. Bases 1 to 483 code for a protein of 160 amino acids.
AUGGCUGAUCAGUUCUCGGAUCUGUGCAGAGACAGGUCAAAUCCGGUGCGUUGCCGCGACGAAUCCCAUCCAUUGCACGGUGGUGAAGCAAUCCAACUCUCUCCUCUCAACGCCGCUUCUUUCCCUCUUCCGUCAGCUGAAUCCAGCAUCUUGCUAUUCCUCGGAUUACCACAGGGCGCAGCGAUAUGGGUGAUACAUAUGAUUGAAGCUGGCGAACCAACCGUUGCUGGUUACAUUGCAGCGGAUGUACUCAUCCCUUGUAGUGUUCUGGAUCGGUCUCGUUGUGUCCCAACGUUAUCUCGAGUACGCACCGAUUGGAAGAUGGUUGCGCCGAUCCGUCAUGAGUCUGCGCCUGAGCCUGUUAUCGUGUCGUUGACCGCUGGCCACGGGGAAAAGCAUGUCGGUUAUCAAAGCUUCUGCGUCGUUAUCCGAUUUAUCGGCUGGGAUUUCCCCAGAAUUCUGUCGCAGACUGAGCUUUCCUAG